Haliotis rufescens (red abalone) is the source of this 3240-nucleotide messenger RNA. RefSeq names its product tenascin-X-like. The transcript has 13 exons. Lineage: Eukaryota; Metazoa; Mollusca; Gastropoda; Lepetellida; Haliotidae. Gene Ontology annotation, biological process: cell adhesion. The annotation marks the transcript as partial. Gene Ontology annotation, cellular component: extracellular matrix. The record is from RefSeq and is a predicted model, not a curated record.
ACCUACUGGAUUGUUGUAACAGAAGUAAAGAUUGGUGCAGUUACUCAUCCUCCAAUAGGUGUAUGGAAGCUUGCCUGGAGUAUCACCCUGUUAAUCAUAAUCUUACCACAGCGUUGUCAUGGAGACUGCAUUAACAACUUAAACACCUGUGAGUGGUAUCCCUGGGCGAGCUGGUCAUCCUGCAGCAGGACCUGUGGAGGUGGAAUCCAGACACGGACACGGAGCUUGUGCUGUAAGGCCGACCUUGACUAUGAUGCAUGUCUACGUGACUGCAGCCUACUAGACACUGGCAGAGAGACACAGUCCUGUAACACGGACUGUCAGCAUGGAGGAACAUACAGCAAUGGCUACUGUCACUGUCCACCCUUACGAUACGGCAUUUGCUGUGAAAGAGAUGAGGCCCACGCGGAUGGUGACUGUGCCAAGAGGUGCACGUGGACCAACUGGCGUUCCUGGAGUAGCUGCAGCACCACCUGUGGAGGGGGAACUAGAACUAGAACACGCAAACCAUGUUGUCUCAAGGUUUUGACGUCUGACCAGUGUAUGUCAAACUGCACCUUUUCGUCAUCUGACCAGAGAGAGACAUCAGCAUGCAGUGGUUAUUGCUCUAAUGGAGGGACCGUUUCUAUAACAUAUUGCGGCUGUCCCCCGGGUUAUGGUGGUGCAUGCUGUGAAAUAGAGAGGACACCCGGCGACUGCAGCAAGUGUUCCCUCCUGGCUUGGUCAAACUGGGGCUCAUGUUCAGAGACCUGUGGUGGCGGCGAGCAGUCCAGAACGAGGAAACCAUGCUGCAGACUCCAACAGUCUCAGCAGGAAUGUAUGGCAGAGUGUGGGUUAACUGGGGAGGACUUGCAAAUGACGCACAACUGCAGUCAAACAUGUGACCACGGAGUCUUUAACAACAGCCAGUGUCACUGCUACGAUGGUUAUAGAGGACGGUGUUGUAACAUAGAGAGGACACCCGGCGACUGCAGCAAGUGUUCCCUCCUGGCUUGGUCAAACUGGGGCUCAUGUUCAGAGACCUGUGGUGGCGGCGAGCAGUCCAGAACGAGGAAACCAUGCUGCAGACUCCAACAGUCUCAGCAGGAAUGUAUGGCAGAGUGUGGGUUAACUGGGGAGGACUUGCAAAUGACGCACAACUGCAGUCAAACAUGUGACCACGGAGUCUUUAACAACAGCCAGUGUCACUGCUACGAUGGUUAUAGAGGACGGUGUUGUAACAUAGAGAGGACACCCGGCGACUGCAGCAAAUGUGCCCUUCUGGCUUGGUCAAACUGGGGCUCAUGUUCAGAGACCUGUGGUGGCGGCGAGCAGUCCAGAACGAGGAAGCCAUGCUGCAGACUCCAACAGUCCCAGCAGGAAUGUAUGGCAGAGUGCGGGUUAAGUGGGAAGGACUUGCAAAUGACCCACAACUGCAGUCAAACAUGUGACCAUGGAGUCUUUAACAACAGCCAGUGUCACUGCUACGAUGAUUAUAGAGGAAGGUGUUGUAACAUAGAGAGGACACCCGGCGACUGCACCAAGUGUUCCCUCCUGGCUUGGUCAAACUGGGGCUCAUGUUCAGAGACCUGUGGUGGCGGCGAGCAGUCCAGAACGAGGAAGCCAUGCUGCAGACUCCAACAGUCCCAGCAAGAAUGUAUGACAGAGUGUGGGUUAACUGGGGAGGACUUGCAAAUGAUGCAAAACUGCAGUCAAACAUGUGACCAUGGAGUCUUUAACAACAGCCAGUGUCACUGCUACGAUGAUUAUAGAGGACGGUGUUGUAACAUAGAGAGGACACCCGGCGACUGCACCAAGUGUUCCCUCCUGGCUUGGUCAAACUGGGGCUCAUGUUCAGAGACCUGUGGUGGCGGCGAGCAGUCCAGAACGAGGAAGCCAUGCUGCAGACUCCAACAGUCCCAGCAGGAAUGUAUGGCAGAGUGUGGGUUAAGUGGGGAGGACUUGCAAAUGACGCACAACUGCAGUCAAACAUGUGACCACGGAGUCUUUAACAACAGCCAGUGUCACUGCUACGAUGAUUAUAGAGGACGGUGUUGUAACAUAGAGGCCACGCCCAAAAACUGCUCCAAGUGUCCCCCUACAGCUGGUUGUCCUGGAACACGUGUUCAGAGACAUGUACAGACUACGAGUCGCCUACCUUGCUGCAGGCUUCAUCAGACGCCGCAAGGCUGCAUGGCAGUUUCAUCAUGGGAAUAUACUGCUGACGCUGCCACGGACGCCAAACAUAAAUCGACUUUCUUUUCAUCUGUCUUGAUGCGGGCUGUAUACAAAGAGGGAAAGACGCACACACCGCCUCGAGCUCUCUACUGGCUACAGCAAUGUUGGCAUACGCAGCCUCUCUAAUGACCACUGUCAUGUUGGCCGGAGCUGUUCUGACCGAAGGGGCUAGAAGUGUCCCUGGCCUGGCUGUUGCACCUGCCCAUGUGAUCAAAAGCUGGACGGUGGCUGCCCGGGACCGGUGUUACAAGCUGUGUCUGUACACACCCAACUGUGUCUCUGUGAACUGGCGCUGGAAGACAACCCCUGCGGUGUGUGACCUCAACAAGGUGACUGAGACAGACUCCCCUGAAGCCGUGGCACCUGAUGACGAGACCGUCUACAUUGAACUGUCUGCAGAGGAACAGUCUGGCCGGGUGCGCAUGUGUCAGCCCUCAGAGAUGCAUGUACCUGUUCUCGGUCAUCAAGGAUAUCUGUGCCUAAGGCUGGGGUUGAAAACCGACGACACGACGACAGAGGGAGGGACACUCCCUCCCCCUGUAUCGACCACUACCAGAGGAGAAGGGACAGUUCCUCCUGUACCGACCACUACCCGCGAAGAAGGGACAGUUCCUCCCUCUGUACCGACCACUACCAGAGGAGAAGAACGGACAGUUCCUCCUUCUGUACCGACCACUACCAGAGGAGAAGGGACAGUUGCUCCUUCUGUACCGACCACUACCGGAGGAGAAGAACGGACAACAGGGAAGCCUUGUUCUUCUGGCUUCAAGCCUUAUAACAAGACUAUUCUACGUCAAAACAGACGAACCAUGAAGACUUUGACGGUUGAUCGAUGUUUAGUGGAAUGUCUCCUUGAAACGGAAUAUGUUUGUCGUUCUUUGGACCUCAGGCCAAGGGGCGGAGUUUUUGUAUGCAGACUUUCUGAUGUCACCAACGAUUGGCAGAGGACUAGCGAAAAUGUAACAUACUAUGAGCGAGUAUGUCCUCCGUGAGACACUUGCUUAAUAAGUUACAUAUACUGAA